AACUUCAAAUUAAAAAUUUACGAAUUACAAAAUUACUGGUACAGGAUAAUAUGACUCUAAGGUACGAAUUAGAACAAUGGAAAGAUGCCAUCAAAGCUUAUGAUGAAGCAGAUUUCGACAGGGCCUUGGAUUGCUUUAAGACUAUAGAGGACAAUGCAAAAGUUCAUUUCAAUAUUGGCCUAAUUUAUGCUACACUUGGCGAGCAUGAAGAAGCGUGUCGGUUCUUUAAAAAAUCAGUAAAAUUGGAUCAACAUUUUGCUGUGGGAUACUUAAAAAAGGUAGGGAUUUGCUAUUUAAACCUUGAUCAAACGGAACAAGGUCUGAGUGAUCUUUCCCUUGCAGCAAAAGAAAAACAAACAGAAGGACAUGAUGUUAUCGAUGAAGCCAUUCAAAUUCAGGGUCAGGUAUUGGUUUCUCGGUUUUUUUCAGUUCCUAUUGGUGUACUGUUUAGACCACCUGAAAGAAAACUUUACGACGUUCAUGUUCCUUUACCGCAUCCUAGCUUAACAAAACGUCCAGAAGAAGGUACUGAAAAUAAGCCUAGUUAUGAUUAA
Molecule: messenger RNA, 554 nt
Organism: Dentiscutata heterogama
Lineage: Eukaryota; Fungi; Glomeromycota; Glomeromycetes; Diversisporales; Gigasporaceae
Source: the annotation of a GenBank genome assembly